Messenger RNA from Linnemannia hyalina, 3432 nucleotides. NCBI's taxonomy places the organism in Eukaryota, Fungi, Mortierellomycota, Mortierellomycetes, Mortierellales, Mortierellaceae. The record is from the annotation of a GenBank genome assembly.
AUGACAAAGAUCAAGCCAAGGCUCAUCGCUCGCAUCUCCUGCCAGGAAUGUCGUCGACGAAAGACCCGCUGCAACUUUGAUGGCCAGAAUCAAAAGUGCUCCACCUGUGCCCGCAUCGGCACCGCCUGUAUCUUCUCCCAAAAGAAUGGUGUCAUCCUCGAUAUGGACAAGGUCAUGGAAGAAAACAACCCCCACCUCGUCCACCAGCGAGAAAAGGAACAGCGAGCAAAGGAGCGUGCCCGUCUUGCCGCCAACACUUCCGCCAACACCAUCACGUCCUCCUCCUCCGCUACCGCAGGUCUUAUGGGUCCUACCUUGGCUCCUGCCCCAGACAUGUCCAUCUACUCAAAGUCGAGCCCGUCUUCCUCGUACCUCUCCUCAAGUGUCUUCCCUAACAGGCCAAGCAGGAGCAACAGCACCUCGGGUGCCCUGCCAUUGAAAGGACCCUCCUCCUCAACAGAGGAUCUCUCCAGUGUCAUGGAUCGCCUCCAGAUCGAUGCCUUUGGAAUCGCUCCUCAUACCCUUCGCAGCUUCAGUCAAGUCGCCGGUGACAACGACUCUGCAGAAACUUCCUCGAGCGAAUACUCUGACAACGAACCUACACACCCCAACGCCCUCUCAGACUCUCAGGAUCCAAAUGAUGUGCCGUCGUCGUCGCCUUUGAUGAACAAGCGCAACAGCGCCGGCAGUUCCUCUGGCUCUCAUCACCGAUCAUCUAGGAGUCGCUCCGUACCAUUAGUCGAUAUUCAACCGGACUUGAUCGAUCUCUACUUUCAGCAUGUUCACCCUUACCUCCUUGUCAUCCACAAGCCCUCCUUUUUCCGCAGGCUGCACGAUCCCCGCGACCCUGUGCCGGACUUUGUCUUGGCUGCCAUGUAUGCUGCCGCCUCUCACUAUGCACCCGGACGGGAACAGGAUGGCCGUCGCUACUUUGAGUUCUGGCUGAGCCGAUUGGAUGAUACACUGGAUAAGCCCCGUCUUUCGACUAUCCAGGCGUUACUCAUGAUCAUCAAGUACCAGGAGGGUGUCAGGAAGACGGGAUUCUACUUUCGGACAUAUAUGUACACCCAGAUGGUUAUUGUUCUCGCUCGAGAACUUCAAUUGCACAAAACAACACCUGUCAACGCCAAGCUGGACCCAGAGAGUCAUGAAGUCAGACGACGACUCUUCUGGGCCAUCUUUGUUCUCGACCAGUUCCUCUCAGUCUCGCAGGGUAGGACAAUGAGCUUCCGAGAGGUCGAACCGGAGGCGGACUUGCCACGCACAGACAACGAGAACCCGAACGACCCAGAGGAGAUCGAAAUCAUCCAGAACGCCGUCGAAUACAUCAAGCUGGUCAAGAUCGACCACCAGGCUCUGAUCCUCGUCCGCAAGUUCCUCACCAAGGUUGUCACGCCCGAGGAAACCAUUCCCCAGGGACUCUUCCUCCACCAAGCCAUGCUCGCCUGGAAGGCCAACCUCCCUGCUCGACUCCAGCUCGCAUCCAACAUGUCACCCCACACCCCCUUUGUCGGCAUGCUCCAUAUCCUCUACCACGCUUGCGCCAUCAUGAUCCAGCGGUGCUACUGCGAGGACCCCAGCGUCAGUCAUUUGGAGAUUGCGGCCGCCUCGAGGGAAACCUGCUCUGUUUCGGCAACCAACAUCACGGUCAUUAUCGACGACCUCUACACCAACUACGGCAUGCUUCCUAUGUCCUACCCGAUGCGAGGCUGCUACUUUGUCAUCUACUGCCUGAUUGCCGCUGCGACGAUUCAGGUGACCGAUAUCCGGAUGGGAGGCAAUGGAACGAUCAUGUUUAAGCGAUCCCUAGCCCUUCUCAACCUCAUCCUACGAAAGUCCACCGCGGUCGAUAUCGAAAAGGAGGUCGAGUUGUUGAAGAAUUCGAUGGAUGCUGUCAUGGAGUCUCAUUCCCAGUCGAUGACUUCCAGCUACCAGCAGGACCACCGCCUUACCUUCAAGCCCAUCUUGCCCAUGUCGCAGAAGUACGGUUCAAAGCUGAACUUUGGGGGCUCGGCCUCAGCUCCGAUCAGGAUUCGAAAGAUCUCGCCCAGGGUUUCAUCGAGCCCUUCUGCCGGUGUUAGUUCGCCUUCCAUGGGAGCACUGUCUCAGUCCCUCAACAGCAGCAAUAAUCAAACCCGGGACUCGUCAUCUGCAACCCUGGCUUCUUCCAAGAACACGUCGAAGGAUUCACCUCAGUCAGGAGGAGCAGUAACCUUCCCCAAGAGCUCUUCUUACAUGUCAGGCACAUGUGAAUCCAAUUCGACAGCGAGCCAAUCAGCGACCAGAACUCAGUCUGACUCCAUUCUGUCCUUGCAGAAUCAGAGUCAGCAACAACAACCCGACGAUGAUCUGGACCUGAACAUUAAAUGUUCUCCCUCGCCGGACAUGGGUUCAAGAGCUCUCCUCUCCAGCUUUGGAAACAUUGUCGAUGGAUCCGCUCCGGGUGACGAAACCUUUUUGCGGUCUGUACCUGCCUUUACUGCGCCAGCAUCUCUCCCUACGGACUUUAAUGCAUUUGCUCAAGCCCAGCAGCAGGCCCUGGCUGCCAGUGGAAGUCAAAACCCACCUCCACUGAUGUCUCUAGCACAGCUCCUGGUUUUCCAGCAGGAGCAACAGCGCCUGCAGCAGCAGCAACAACAGCAGCAACAGCAACAACAGCAGCAACAACAGCAACAGGCAAUCGCUUCGUUAGACCAAUUGACUGCUGCUCAAAUCCAGGAACAGCACCAGUUGAACCAGCACCGACAGGUCUUACAACUCCAGCAGCAGCAACACGAGCAGUUGCAGCAGCAGCAGCGCCAGUACCAAUUGCUCUUGCAACAGCAGGACCCAGCCUUGGUCAGCGCAUUCCUCAACAACUUUUCCAACCUCACCAACUAUCAGCAGCUCAAUUCGGAUCAAGCCCAAAAUGAGCUCUUGUCGAUCCUGGACUCUACAAUGUUCACCAACAACAAUAACAACAACAAUGGAAACUCCUUUGACAGCACCAACAACAGCAACCCGUUCGGACUGACAUCGUCGAUCCUUCAGCAACAACAAAGAUCGCAGCAGUCAUCGGGCUCGUUCCAACCAUCAAGAUCGAUGUCCCCUUCUAGCACCAGUAUGUCAUCGACGUUCAGUCCCGAUAUGGGCAGCAGCACUCUGAGCUCUAGUGACUUCGCCUCUGCAGCAAGCGCUCGGCGGUACCAGCAGCAGGACCGACACCGGACAUUCUCUUCGGAUGACGCCUUCUUGGCCGAGGCAGCAAUGGGAAGGACGAAUCUGCACGACACACCCUCGCCCGAGUCGUUCCCCGUCCUGGAUCUGGCUAGCUCGUUCCCGGCUUAUAUUGGAACUGAUAGCGCGAUCCCCUUUGGUGUCCGUCAGGCUCUGGGCGAUGCUAGCAAGCUCUUCAAGUUUGAGGCGUCCCAGACUGGUCUCUCUGCCGAGUAG